AUGGAGUACCCUUAUCACUCCGUGCGGAACAGCGAGGACCGGCCCAGUCUCGAGCAGCCAAGCGGUGCGGGCCAGCCAGACACCCGGAUGCAUCGACAGCCACUGCUUCAAGACGGAGCACCUCCAAGCGACAACAACCCCAUAUCCAAGAUCCAGUCGUCGCCGACUGCGUCUAGGCUUGAGAGCGCAGCCCAUUCGUCCCUGAUGUGGAACCCGCUGUGGCUCCAUCAAGGUGUCCUACUCGGGUUCUCGACGGCUUUCAUUCUCAUGGCACUUGCCGUGGGCCUGGUCUAUCGUCUCUCAGAGAUGGAUAACGGUCUUGCUUCCCAGAACGAAUCAAGACGAUACCUAUGGACCUUCGGACCAACCGCAUUCCUCACCAUCGUUAUGAGCUUCUGGGGUCGGGUCAACUUCGCGACUAGACAACUGACGCCGUGGACGGAGCUACGAACCGGCCCAUCGCCAGCGGAGAAAAGUAUCCUCGCUGACUACAUAUCACCUAUGUUCCCGGUCGUCGUUCUAGACUCUUUCCGGAGACGACACUGGGCGAUUCUCAUAUCUUCAUUUGCAGUUGUGCUCUUGAAACUGACGACAGCCUUCUCCACCGGCCUCAUGAUCCUGGAGCCGACACAGAUGGUCGCAGAAAACAUUGAAUUCCGCUUGUCUUCAAGGUUUGACGCGACGUCAUUUGACGCCAACAACAUGUCUGGCGCAACAAUCGUUGGCCCUAUAUCGUAUGCAAUCACCGCAAAAGGCCUUCCUUACCCACUUGGCACCGCACCGGAUGUCGUUGUUCAGGACUUUGAUACUCAAGAUCCAGGUCCUGCACUAGGCGUGUACUCAGCCAACGUUACCGGCUUCAAUCCUGACCUGGACUGCAAAGUUGUCGAUGUCGAUACCGCGGAUGUUAGAGACGCCACUUUUCCGUGGCUGAAUGUUGUCGGAAUGGUGUUUGUUGUCAAUAUAUCAACACCAGACUGCAAAAUCGACAACGCACUGGUUGGACAAACCGCGGACCACUCGUUCGUGUACCGGAAGAACAUUACGCAAAAUUAUCAAGGCAACAUCCAAAACUAUACGUGCAACAGGCAGGGCAACCAGCUUGAACCACUCAAUCCGGGUCGCAGUGCUGCAGAUGGACAUUCAGAUCAGAGAGUACUGCUGACCAUGGCCGAUCUACGUUGGUCGCCUAUUUCGAAUGGUCGGGACAUGCCGGAUCUGGAAUCAUAUAAGGUUGUGGGCCUCACUGCAUUACUUUGCCGGCCAACGUAUCUCCUGAACACCUACACGGUGAGAAAGUCCGCCAGUCCAAACAGUUCCGUAAUUUCGAUGGACAUGUCAAUGUCCCAGAGCAAUACGAGUCGGCUCAAAGGCUUUCCCAUAGAGCAGUUUGCGGGUAGCAUGGUCAAUACUUUUGAGCACAUGAGACUGGGGCCCGGGGGUGAAGACUACGUUCUCACGAAUCCGGUGCCAAACUUCUACCAAGUCCUAUCCGCUGUCAACAACGAUUCAGGAUUGGAACCAUUCAUGGAUGCCCAGCUUUUAAGAAACAUAAGCACAGCUGUCUGGCGAAACACUGCUGUCCAGUACGCUCGAGAAUAUCUCAUGGUACCGGCAAACGACUCCGCUAUUGGCUCAAUGUUAUACAACCAGAACCGGAUCCAGGUCAAGCGGCUCACAGCGAUUUCCAUGAUGGCUCUACUCGGAGCGCUUUCCUUCGUUUCGUUUGGCGUUUGGUGGUUCAGGCCAAAGCCCGCGGUUCCGCGCGAUCCAGCACCACUUGUUGCAACGGCAGCAUUACUAGCAGCCAGCCCCGACUUUUCCAAGCUGAUGACGGGCCUAGGAGCAGCAAGAACUAGCGCUAUUCGCAAGGCCACCACUGGUAAAUGCUUCCGGACCACCGUCUCAAACGAGCACUUCACUCUGGAGAUGCAAGAUUGCAAGGGACUUAAGCCUCGGCCUGGUCAGAAUUCUCUCAAGGAGGAGCAAGUCAAAUGGUGGAGGCCUGCCGCUACGAGGACAUGGUUCUUGAUCCUCACGGCCUUUUUGUCACUCGCCGUUGCGGUUCUACUCAUUGUCUUGCAGCAGGUCUCUGACACGCAGCAAGGCAUACUAGACAUUGCUCCUCAGUUCCGUGUGGUCCCAAGGUAUCUAACGGCGCUCAUCAUGCUUUCCAUUGCUACUCUGUAUUCGAGCAUCGAGGGCGUGUCGGAGAUAUUUGCCCCGUUCUCGCGCUUAAAAGCAGGUAACGCCUCGGCACAGUCAACAACAGAAUUCAACGUCGUGGGGAAACUGCUUCCACAUGCCAUCCUAAUCUCAGCUAAGAAUGCUCACUUUCAGCACGUCCUAAGUGGGAUAGCGCUUUUCGCGGCAGGGUUCCUGACUAUAAUUGCCUCUGGUCUUUACACAGUCGCUACCGUUCAAGUUGUCGAGACAGUAACGCUCAGACAGAUGGAUAGCUUCAACUUCAACCAGGGAGAGCUUUCGAUCGAUGAUCGCAAUGCUGCAGCAACUACCAGCAUUCUUGAGUACACCAACUUGAGCUACCCAUCCUGGACGUACGGGGAUCUCGCCUUCAACAAGUUGGACACGUUAGCGGACUUAGGUGGAGACGGGGUGAUCAACUUGAACCUCUCUGCGUAUCGCGCUACGAUUGACUGCAUACCGUACACCGUCCAAGAGAAUACUAUCAGAGUGGACGGAUGGCCAGAUGGAGCCGAAUACUCGCAGUUCGAGCUCGAUGUCAGCGUUCCAGUCCGGUGCGUACACAAUUACACCAACCACACGAAGGUGCAGUGGAGCCAGGUAUAUCUAUUCCCGUUCAAUCUGCCGACUUUCUACAGCGGCAAAGCCACAUGGUUUACGUGGGGUACUGGCUCAGAGGGAGACUUGACUGGCGACGGUGCAAUGACCAAUCAUCCUUUCCAAGGUUAUUCUAGCUGGUGGUGGGACCUCCCCACCGGCAACCACGGGUGCCCGACUUUUGGUUUCACCAUUGCCUCCUCAGCAGUGGUCCCCGGGGGAACCAGCAGUAACACGACAAUAAAAACCAACGCCACCCUUGUCAUGUGCACUCAACACCUCGAGCAGCUCACCGCCAACGUCACCCUCCGCGCCACCGACCUCUCCAUCGACCCGGCCCACCCACCCGCACCCGACGAAUCCACGCGGAAGCGCCUCAAAAGCCCUGCCACGGACAGCGAGGUCUGGGAAUGGCCGCUCAACGAGUUCCUCCUCAAGAUGGUCGACCUCAGCCCCACGCCGCAGCUGCAGCGCUUCGACUCGGUCGACCGCGCCGACGUCAACACCGAGUACUUCUUCCCGGGUAUCGACGGCUUCAUCAAAACGCUCGUCGACGGCAAGGUCCGCACAAGCAUCGACUCGCUCGUGGGCACGGACGAGGCGCACCAGGCCGCCUUCGUGAACGCCGGACGCCGGCUCUACUCGCUGUACAUGGCGCAGGCAAUCUCAGCCAACAUGCGCGACACAAAGAGCAGGGUCGACACCGACGGCAGCUCUGGCAUCCUCACACGCGCUCCCGGCCACCGGUGGCGCCUGCGCCAGAACCGCGGCCCGGCCGUUGCGCUCGCCGCCCUGCUCUGCUUCCUCGCCGCCGUCACGCUGCUGCUGAUCGUUGUCUGGGACCGCGCCAAGGUGCUGCCACACAACCCCUGCACCAUUGCCGGCGUGGCAAGCUUGCUGGUGGGUUGCGAGUUCAGCCAUAACAUUGUUGACUAG
Diplodia corticola is the source of this 3738-nucleotide messenger RNA. RefSeq lists its product as uncharacterized. The record is from RefSeq and is a predicted model, not a curated record. The transcript is spliced from 4 exons. NCBI's taxonomy places the organism in Eukaryota, Fungi, Ascomycota, Dothideomycetes, Botryosphaeriales, Botryosphaeriaceae. The coding region runs from base 1 to 3738 and encodes 1245 amino acids.